AUGCCUCAUCCGCUGCCGCCUUAUGGCUCGCUGCCACAAGGCGACGCAGAGGGUUGCCACCUGAUCUCGGAGAAUUACGCGUAUGCACUUCAGUUUAUUCUGGGAUUCGCUGCGUUAGCUGGUCUGGUGUUCAAGCGAUGGCGGGCUCCGGUGAAGCGCGACUUGGUGGUGUGGAUGUACGACGUUUCUAAGCAAGGCUUCGGCGCGAUGUUUAUCCACGUGUGGAACAUUCUCCUGUCGAUACACGAGGGCGGUGGGAUUCCAGGAUCGGACGAAUGCGCCAUGUACUUCGUGAACUUCUCGUUAGAUAUUGCCAUCGGCACGUUCAUGAUUUGGUGCUUCGUCAGGGUCCAGGAGCUUACUGCAGUGCGAUGCGGCAUCGAUAGCCUCAAGGUUACGGGGGACUACGGGACGCCGCCGCUGUUCUCGGUGUACCGGACGCAGCUGCUGGCCUACACGGUUAUCCUUGUGAUCUGCAAGGCGGUGACGACGGCCAUCGUGAUCGCCAUGGACGAGGUGCUUUCCUCCCUGGCGAAGGCCUUGUUCUCCCCCGUCAGCGCCUACCCGGAGCUGGAGCUCACUCUCGUGAUGAUCAUCUGCCCUUGGAUCCUCAACGCACUGCAAUUCUGGAUCUUGGACAACGUGCUCAUGUCGGAGAAGGUCAUGCUGGACCCGCGUUCGGGCUCAUUCGGAAAGUGUUCGCACGGCUUUCUUGCUGUUGCCGGGACCUUCUGAUCGAGAGACGAGGCAAGUGACCGCGGGUCCCGUGUCGGUCAUUUUUUUUGCUGUCCAACAAUGGUUUAUCGGUGGAAGUUGUAGCUAGCGGGGUGCCAAGCGGCUGCAAUGGCUGUUAGUUGGCAGGAGGGGCGACAGCUAGAAGUCGGGCUUGCUACGGAAAACUGUGUGUGUGUAGCGUAGCUUUGACGGCACGUUUUUUUGUUUCUUGUGCUGUUUGGGAUACAAGAGCGGGUAUGCAUAUAUUUCAAGAAAUUCUCUGCGACUGUUGCGUGAAAAGCCGGUGUGUUUGUGUUUUUCCUAUCUUGGGCAGGCGUCGUGGUUGGGACCGACUUCAUCGAGACUGCUCGGCUCUGCUGCUGCCGCAAAAGUUGUCCCCUUCUCUGCACAGAACACAUGUGCGAGAAAAUCGCAUAUUUAAGGGGUAACUACCCUUCGUUGUUCAGUGUUGUUUUUCCAGCAGGCCACUUGUAUCUCGCGUUGCCCCAGGAUAAAUAAUUGCGGGUGGUAACGUUGACAUUUGGUGUGCUUGUUUCGCUUUUAGCUUGUACUGGUUGUUGUCUUUGUUUCGUGCACCUUAAAACAAACUUACUAU
Messenger RNA from Ectocarpus siliculosus, 1330 nucleotides. The record is from the annotation of a GenBank genome assembly. NCBI's taxonomy places the organism in Eukaryota, Phaeophyceae, Ectocarpales, Ectocarpaceae.